UUGAGACUCAUCAGACUAAAUUCUGUUUUGGACUCUGAAAUAUUUUUGUACGAGGGGAGGGAAAUAAAAACAAAAGCUCGGGCGGUUUGCUUCCCGUGGUGCUGACCCACAGCACCACGUAUCUGGUCCACUUCCCACACCCUGCAGUCACAAUGCAAGAUCCAUAUGACCUCAAUGGCCUCCUCGGGUCUGUAUGUCACGCCCACUAGUUGAAGAUGGUGUCAAUAAUUUUAUCUGCAACUUUUUUUCAGGAACUAAGUAACUGUCACCUUUGGUCUGCAGGUGUAUGUCUUUACAGAGAUCCCCUAACGCUCCGUUAUUCGCUAGCUCCGCCUGUCGGUGUACGCUUUACCCCAAACCGUGCGCACCCACUUACUAAACCACGCCCACUCGAGUCGCCAUCACAACAGUCGCAACCGCGGCUAGCUAAUGUAGCUCAGCGCAGUGGUUGAGGUCGGAGGUGAGACCCCGACGGUCCGUCUCUUGAAGAGGGUUCAUACCGGCGACCGGAUCCCCGUGAACAGCCCGACCCCCAGCAUGUGCUCCGUCGCCGGGUGUGAGUCGGGAUGUCGCGGCGCGCGGCGGUUCAAGUUGCCGGAGGACCCGGAGAGGAGACUGGAGUGGGUCCAGUUCCUCGCCGCGGUCAACAAGCAGCGAUUUAAAGAGUCGUCCUGCACAGACAUCACCAUCUGCAGCGAGCACUUUAACGAGGCCUGUUUGGACCACCGGACAGCGACCCAUCCAGGGGGGACGGGGACGGUCCAGCUCACGUUGAACCCCGGCGCCGUCCCAUCACUGCAGCCGGAAGAGGCUGAGGAGAGCCCGGCACGUGUGGAGCCUGAGGAAACCAAAGAAGUGGCCUGUCUGCGUGAUCAACUUAAAACAUGUGACGGCCCGACUGCCUUUUCUGAAGAGUCGAUGGCUGUCCAAGGAAGCCCCGUCCCAGGAGGCAUCUCAUGUUCAACGGAUGCUUCAAGUGCUCUGGUAUCUGGCCAGAUGCCACCAAAACAUAUGGAUUUUGAUUUGAUCGGAGAAAAAGCUGCACUCCUGCAGAUGAAAGGGAAGUACGUUGUGAAUGAAAGACGCCUCCUCCAGCUGUUCAGCCACAAGUGCCCGUGGUGUGGCUCUAACGUGAAGAUGGAGAAGGUCACCUGUGGGUUGCUCGUCGUCUUGAACCAGCAGUGUCUGCAGUGUGACUACAGAAGCCAAUGGAAAAGCCAAGUCGACGCCAGGGUCCCAACCGCUGAGGAUCAACAGCUGACAGAAGUAGGAGAAGUAACUCCAGAGACCCGACAGGUUGUCGCUGUUAUCGAUGAGCGGAUCGAUGAGUCGAGUCAUCCGGGGGACGUGGAUUUGGAAGAGGACUGGAAGCCGGGGCACGGCUCUUCUCAUGCGAGAGUGCUAAUAAAGAAACCGGAGGAGGAAACCGAAGAGGAAACCGAAGAUGAAGAGGAGGAGGAGGACGACGAGGAUGAAGACGACGAGGAUGGAGAAGACGAAGAGGAAGAAUAUGGGGAUUAUCCUCCGCUUCCUGUCAAACACAGUCGCCUCUGCACAGAGUGCGGCGUGCUCUACAAUAAACGGAGGCCUCACACAUGCGAGCACAAAGUGAAACCCUACUCCUGCAACAUUUGCGGCAAGCGGUGCGUGAGCGAGAAAGCCCUGAUCACUCACGGCCGAAUCCACGACGAGAACUACGAGUAUCAGUGCAAAUACUGUCACGCUGCGUUCAAGACGAAGGGGGACAAGAUCACCCACGAGCAGAUCCACACAACUCAAGGGAAACCCUACAAAUGUCCAGACUGCUGUGAGACUUUCGCCACAAACAAGGAGCGCAGGCUCCACCUGGAGGACCACAGAGGCCCCCUACAGUUGAAAUGUCCCAUCUGCGGGAUCGACUUCCUGUGGUCCCUCUCCCUCCAGAGACACCUGGCCGUGCACACAGGGGACCGGCCCUUCAAGUGUUCGGUGUGCCAGCGCGGCUUCAAGCAGGCGGGCCACCUGAAAUCCCACGUGCGCCUGCACACGGGGGAGAGGCCCUUCAAGUGUCCGCGUUGUGACGAGUGCUUCAAUCACAACGUGAGCUUGAAGACUCACGUCCAGCGGUGCCACUCCUCGGGCUCGGGGCGCGGGCGGAAAAAAAAAAAGGUGAGCAAAAGGGCGAGGGAUGCUGCCGAUGCUCAGGAUGACGAGAGCCGAGGAUGUGAUGAUUCGGGGCUCGACAAUGUGGAGGACGAACGGGACACCGAGGAGGAGGAGGCGCAGAGGGGGAUUAUAUAUAGACCGAAAAAGAAAAGCACGGGCAGGCCCAUAGGGAGGCCGAAGCGCCACGAACCGGACAACUCGGAGGAAGGCAAGUCUUCGGACGCCAAGUGUGGGAAACUGCUGGCGCAGAGGUCAAAGAGGACACAACAAAGAGGAGGAGGCGAGGCCGAGCCAGGUGACAGCGGCACGUCUGUGGAGUCGGCAGAGGAGGAAGAGGAGGCGAUAAAGAGCACGGCGAGAUCGAGGGGAAGAGCGAACGAUUUUGACAGUGACUGUGAUUUUGACCCAGAAGAAAGAACGAGAAAGAGGUGCAGCAGCCAGAGCGGCAGUAACCGCUCGGGGAAGCGUCGGGGAAGACCACGGAGAAAUUCUAAAGACGGCUCUUAGAAUGAGCUGAAGAAAAGUAUUUGGUUUUAACGACUGUGGAAUGUAGAAGAAUUACGGUGGCGGACUCACACAGAAAAAAAGGUGAAGCCGCUAACGGUCCUUUCUAAAGCCAGUGUCUGGUUUGUCCAUCUGGGCUACCGUAGAGGCGGCCGUGUACAAACGGCUCGUUCUGAGAUGAAUGCAGCGAUUUUUUAUUUUCAGGUGAUUUUUGCACUCCAGAAAAUAUACUUGUUAUUAUUUUAUUCCAUUUCUACACUAGGAGCUCUUGCUUUGAAAAUACUUGUGAACCCUGUUACCUGAUCAGAUGUUAAUGCCUGCGUUUUCUUUCUGUUGUCAAGUUUCCAAUACAGUCAUAUGUACUUUG
Messenger RNA from Pseudoliparis swirei, 3016 nucleotides. Its product is annotated as zinc finger protein 3 homolog. The coding region runs from base 538 to 2652 and encodes 704 amino acids. The transcript has 5 exons. NCBI's taxonomy places the organism in Eukaryota, Metazoa, Chordata, Actinopteri, Perciformes, Liparidae. Gene Ontology annotation, biological process: regulation of DNA-templated transcription. The record is from RefSeq and is a predicted model, not a curated record. Gene Ontology annotation, molecular function: RNA polymerase II cis-regulatory region sequence-specific DNA binding; DNA-binding transcription factor activity, RNA polymerase II-specific.